This is a messenger RNA of Microtus oregoni (creeping vole), 5221 nucleotides long. It is a transcript of the gene Cfap43, whose product is annotated as cilia and flagella associated protein 43. The coding region runs from base 79 to 5070 and encodes 1663 amino acids. Lineage: Eukaryota; Metazoa; Chordata; Mammalia; Rodentia; Cricetidae. Gene Ontology annotation, molecular function: protein binding. The transcript is spliced from 38 exons. The record is from RefSeq and is a predicted model, not a curated record. Gene Ontology annotation, biological process: sperm axoneme assembly; cilium assembly. Gene Ontology annotation, cellular component: axoneme.
UCGGCGGGCGCCGAAGCCCGACCUGGCAGGACCCCGGAGUAACGGCCGGCCGCGGCCCGGAGUGGCCCGAGAGUGGCCAUGGCGCAAGGCCGGGAGCGCGAAGAUACCUCCACGCACUUCACCAACGCCUCCCUGUCGGUGAGAUGGGUGCAAGGAUUCCCGAGUCAGAACGUCCAUUUCGUCAACGACCACACCAUCUGCUACCCUUCUGGGAACUACGUAAUAUUCAUUAACCUUGAAACCAAGAAGAAGACUGUGCUCCAGUGUAUCAACGGGAUUGUGGGCGUCGUGGCAACUAGCGUUCCUGGUGAAGUGGUGGCUUUCUCUGACCGCAGAUUAAAACCUGUCAUCUACCUCUACAGUUUUCCUGCACUGUCCAGAAAAAACAAGUUGAAAGGCAACAUCCUCCUGGACUACACUUUGCUUUGCUUCAGCUACUGCGGCACCUACCUGGCCAGUUACUCGUCUCUUCCCGAGUUUGAGCUGGCCCUCUGGAACUGGGAAUCCAGUGUCAUCUUGUGCAAGAAGUCAAAUCCCGGAAUGGACGUGAGCCAGAUGUCCUUCAACCCCAUGAACUGGCAUCAGAUGUGUUUGUCAAGUCCAAGCAUAGUGAGCGUGUGGACCAUUGAGAGAAGUAACCAGGACCAUCACUUCAAGAUGAGGUUGGUCAAGCUACCUCUGGAAGACGGGUCGCUCGCCAGUGAAACAGACCUCCUGUUUCCCACCUCACUGAGCAAGAAUCUCAUUUACGGGCCCGUUCUGCCACUGUCGGCCAUUGCCGGGCUGGUGGGCGAAGAGGCCGAGACGUUCAGGCCGAAAGAUGAUAUCUACCCUCUGCUCCACCCGACCAUGCAUUGCUGGACUCCGUCGAGUGACCUGUACGUUGGGUGUGAAGAGGGUCAUUUUCUGACAAUUAACGCAGAGACUCUGAAGGUGACUGUGCUCCAGAAGGUGGAGGAGAUAUCACUGCUGGAUGGAGGCCCACUUAUCAGUCCGCUCACACUGGUGUACCAGAAGGACGGCGUGCUCACUUCUGGAAUUGACGGCAUGAUAUACUCAUUCAUCGUCAAAGAUUCCAAGUACCAGGUGAAAAAUUUUGUUGAGGUUGAUGCGCCAGUGGCAAAUUUGGUGUUUUCCCCUAGUUACAAGAUGUUGCUGAUUCAAACGGACAAGGGGACUGUUUAUACCUACACAUUUGGUGCAGAGCCAGCACUAGAUAAAGUCCUAGAAGCCUGUGAUGGGAAAGUCCAGGCAAUGGACUUCAUCACACCUGGAACCAAAUAUUUCCUGACGCUCACAAAUUCAGGGGAAGUUUCUAUUUUGUGGAUAGAGGAUUGCACUUGUGCAAGCAAGCUUUGGCUGGGAACUCCCGCAACAACUCUAGCAUGCUCCCCUUCCUCUGGGUCGGCUGUCGUGGGGACAGUGGAUGGCUGUCUAUACUUCCUGGACGUCCACAACGUGGAGGCCCUUCGGGUGAUUCACACGCUCUUCCUCUCCGAGUCACCGGUGAAGAUCUUGACCUAUGACCAGCGAGGAGUUUUCCUGUUGGCCGGUACAGUCGAAGGGAACAUCUUUGUUAUUGAUGCCAGACCCUCGAGCUCAUUUAAGAUUUUCGGAUACACUGGGACGAACAAAGACAUUCUGCAGAUAUCCACGGUGUCCCUCCCCAUGUCGGACGUGGUGGAAGUACUGGUGCUAUCCCCACUUCCAGAACUAAGAAGCAGGCUGGAGUACUUCGUCCUGCCUACCAGGCUCUCAGAAGUUCCUAGCGCCAUCUCUGAUGAAAGAGGAAGGCUGAAGGACAGCUUCAUCCACAAGUUCCUGUACGAGGUGGAGCACCCUCUGUCCUCCGCUGUGCUCGGCUUUGAAGGCGACAAGAUCUAUGGCUUCUGCAGCCAUGUGCCAUACAUCUGCAGCUAUCUGAUACCCGAGAAGAAUCACAUUGGUGUCUGCGUACUCAAGCCACACCAAAAAGUCCAAACCAAACAGUACGGAUCUGGAAUGAUCUCCAUGUCUUCACAUGGAUUAUGGCUCCUGACAAUAGCCAAAUGUGGAUUUCUCUGUGUCCGAGAUAUUUUCAGUCUGGAAACGUUUGCCCGGUGUCGGAGUCAUUCUCACCAGGGGCACGGGAUCCAGUACAUAAAAAUGUCCAUGGAUGGCCAGCACAUCCUGGUGAACGGGAAAGAUGACGGCACCCUCGUCUACCUCAAGUGGAAGCGGCUUGGAGCAAACUUAGCAAAUGAGAUCAUUGAACACUGCCAACAACUAAUAGCCAGUCUGAGCAAAACGGUGGAAAAAGAAAAUGAAUAUUUAGUCACAUCAGGAGUUUCCCAAGAUGUGAAGCAAGAAGAGGAGCCAACAGAAUCCGGUCUGAGCUUGGACUCAUCACAAGAGGAAUUAGCUAUCCAUUCUGACAAGGAAAUUUCUUGGAUCCAACAAAAAAGUAAAGAGGCCAUCAAAAACGAGGUCAGACUGUUUUCACAGAAAAGAAAAGAGAUCAAAAGAGGAAUCAAGGAGCUUUCUCGAACUAUUACGGACAUGAUGGAAGAAAAUAAAAAAGUGGAACCAAUUGCAAAGUUAGAGGAACAGGAAUUCUGCCUGGACCUUGAGGAGCUGGAGAGGCUUCACGAUGAGAGCGAGGAGGAGGUGGCAAAGAUAAGAAAAGAUGUGGAGAUGCAUAACUUGGCCAAGAGCUAUUUAACUGAGCUCAUCCGGGAGGAGUGCUGGAAUUCCAUGGCUGUGAAGGGCCGAGCUCUGAAGUGCUUCCAUAUCCCCUAUGUGGUUGAGAACUUCCCCAUGAAAGCGCGUACAGAAGAAGAGCUGCAGCAGUUGAACAGAGUUCUGCAGGAAAAGAAGACCGAGGCAGAGUGUCUUAAGCUACGGAAGGAAAUUGUAGAAGUCCAGUCUUCGGCCACUAUGCUUAAAAAGCAUCAUGACGAGGAGGAUGAAGAAGAAGAAGAUGAAGAAAAUGUAGUAAAAGACACCAGCCUGCCCAACUACAUGCUUGGUAGUUUGAGUACUGAUUUUGGGGCAGAUACGUCUCUGUUGACAAGUCAAUUGGAACUUCAUUCCAGAGAGGAGAAAAUCAACCAAAUUAUAUUACUAAAAGAUAUCAUUUACAAGGUAAAAAAGGCUUUCAACAGCGAAUUUGAUGCCGCCUAUAAACAAAAAGAGAUUGAAAUUGCACGCGUGAAAGAAAGGAAUGUUAGAAUUGAAGAAAUUAUUACAGACCUGGAACUGGAAGAAAAGGUCUGGCAACCAGUGUUUGAAGACUGUGAGAAGCCAGAAAGAGCCCUUGUUGUGGAAGAUGAUGAGAUUUCAUUUCAAAAAUUCCUUGCUCCAUGGCAAAAAUCGAAAACAGAAAUGACCACACCCUUUGAAAUGGAGCACCUGGUUCUCUCCCAGGCCUCCGAAGCAAGACAGAGAGGCCUGAUGGACAUGAUGGGAGGUGUUCUGGAAGUCAAGAAGGAAGACAUCUUGAGAAUGGUGAUCCCACAACCUGCUUUCAUGAUAAAAUCUGAUGCUUUGUGGAGUGAAGAAGAAAGGAAACAAUUCAAAGAGUAUGAGAAAAAAGUCAAGGAGCUAAAUGAAGAGAGAGAUAAGUACAGAAAGUCUUUAGAAACUGAACUGAAGAAACUUCAAAACUCUAUCCAAGAAAGCACCCAGAACUUUGACGAGCACUUGAAGAGACUCUUCGAAAGAAGAGUGAAGGCGGAGAUGGUUGUCAACCAGGAGGAGCUGAAAAUAAACAACCUUGUGUUUUCUUUGCUGCUGGACGAAGAACUGAGCUCCAGGGAGCAGUUCCUGAACUAUUACCUUCUGAAGAAGCAGGAGGAGAAAAGCAAGACUGCAGAAGCCAUCCAUAAAGCUAGAGGAGACCUGGAUGUGUUCAAGGAGCACCAUGACAACUUGGUGGCAGAAGACAAAAUUCUGGAUCGCAGCUUCAAAAAGGAAUUUUCUGACAUUUCUGGUCACCAGGUGGACAUACUCUACAAACUUUUUAAACGCCGGCCAAGGAUUCACAAACAGAAAACACAUGCAGAUGUGAACAGUCUUGUUCCUUAUGGAGAGCGACCAGGAUCUGGCAAGUUAAAUAAGGAGAACUUUACCCAGCUAAUGAAAGCCAUGGAUGAACUGGACAAUAUCAGUAACAUGCCAGAAGGUUUGGACCCCUUCGUCUGGGAACAUUUCUGCACAACCAGACGAGCAAAAGUGGAAAAUGAAUACAAAGUCAAACAGAAGGCUGCUGGUCUCCAGGAAAUGACGACUUUUCUCCGGAGGAGAGUGGAGGACGAUGAGGCCGUGCAGCAUGAGAUUGAAAAGGUGUUCCAGGAGCUCCUCCGAUUACAGGAGGAGAAAGUGAGAUUCCAGGUGAACUUGACAAUACAAAUUCUUCUUAAACAAGGACAAGUAGAACUGGAGAAUUUCCAGUUGAUUCUGGAAUAUUCCGAUGCAAUUCUCAUCAAUAAGAACAUAAUUGAAGACUUGAAUUCUGUGAUCCGGGCUCAAGGACAAAAGAAAGUUGCCAGCAUGAUGGAAAGUAAAGAAGUCCACAAAGGAAUCUAUCAGAUCGAGUGGGAACACAAGAAAAUGGAAAUGGAAAUGGAAGAUCUGAAUCAGAAGGCCUGGGACAUCCAGAUGCUGUUCUUCUCGCGAGAUCGUCAAAAGUACCUAAAUGAACCAAACUACGAGAAUCUGAUUGCUAUUCAGAUUGGAAUAAUGGAGCAAACGAUUAAUGUUAUAGAUAAGACUCACAGGAAGAACGUAGAAAACUGCAAAAAAUUACUUAAAAAAUUGGGAAGAUACAAUAAUCAGAAAGACAUAGCAAAUUACAUGCUGAGCUGCAAUCUGCGGGAAGAACUAGUAGCUGUCUCCGAGAGACAAGACAUUUGCAAUGAAAUGGGGUCUAAACUGACUUGUGAAAAGAUUGCCAAAGAACAGUAUGAAAACCUGCUGAAAAAACAGAAGCUGACGAAAAUCUCCAAGCAGCAAGCUGAGCAGAUUUCAAUACUGCAGGCUGAAGUUGAAAGGCUAAGAAUGAAAACAUUCCCUGCCCUUGUUCCCAUGUAGAACACCAGCCAGAGCAGGAGGCAAACUAGUUACUCCAAAAUAGUGUCACUUGGAUAAAAAUGACUUUCUUUCUCGUAUCAGGGAAUUUAAGUAGGUUACCUCUUAGCUGCACAUUUUUAAUAAAUUAAGUUUAGGUUAAUCAGUAUAUAAC